This is a messenger RNA of Ceraceosorus guamensis, 2301 nucleotides long. RefSeq lists its product as hypothetical. The coding region runs from base 1 to 2298 and encodes 765 amino acids. The transcript is spliced from 9 exons. Gene Ontology annotation, cellular component: nucleus. Gene Ontology annotation, molecular function: single-stranded DNA helicase activity; ATP binding; enzyme activator activity. The record is from RefSeq and is a predicted model, not a curated record. Lineage: Eukaryota; Fungi; Basidiomycota; Exobasidiomycetes; Ceraceosorales; Ceraceosoraceae. Gene Ontology annotation, biological process: thiamine diphosphate biosynthetic process; thiamine metabolic process; DNA-templated DNA replication.
AUGCGCGACACUGACGCCUCUGAGCUUUGCUUGCUUGCUUGCUUCAAGAUUCAAAGAUGGUCUAGAGCGGUGCAGGAUGUCCUGUUGCCGUCCGUCGAAAAGGGCGACGUCAUUCUGCUGGCGGCGACGACGGAAAAUCCGUCGUUUAGGCUUCAAGCGGCGCUGCUCAGCAGGUUGCGCGUGUUUGUGCUGGAAAAGAUGACGUUGGAAGAUACGCGCGCGCUGCUUCGCAGGGCUAGAGGGAGGGUCGUCGUCUCCGCGAGCAGCAGCGCCGCCGCCGCCGCCGACGACGACGACGACGAAGAUGCGCUCCCGCUCGGCGCGCGGGACGAGAUGCUGGAUUGGAUCGCUGUCAUGGCGGACGGAGACGCUAGAACCGCUCUCAAUUCGCUAGAAUUGGCGUUGUUGAUGUCGAGUCAAGACUCGCCCACGGACAUGGACUCGCUCAAAACUUUGCUGAGGCGAAGCGCCAUGCAGUAUGAUCGGACCGGCGACGAUCACUACGAUUUGAUUUCUGCUCUGCACAAGAGUAUACGCGGCAGCGACGUCGACGCGAGCGUCUUUUGGCUCGUCUCGAUGAUUGAGCGGGGCGAGGACCCGCUCUUUAUCGCUCGUCGAAUGAUCGUCGCGGCAUCGGAAGACGUCAAUACACCAGAGGCUCUCAACAUCGCACUCAACACGUAUCAAGCCUGUCAGCUUGUUGGAUAUCCCGAAUGUGCAGAGAACCUCGCUCAGGCCGUAGUCUUUCUCGCCGAGAGCGAAAAGAGCACGAGGGCGUAUAGAGCGCUGCAGAAAGCCAGGACGCUGGUCAGGGAGGGCACCAAUUAUCCGGUGCCGGUGCACAUCCGAAACGCUCCCACCAAGCUCAUGAGGUCGCUCGACUACGCCAAGGACUAUCGCUACGAGCCCUCUUUUGCGCAUCCUGUCCACCAAGAAUACUUUCCAUCCCAGCUCAAAGGCACUCGACUCGUCUCUCCGCCGCCGGGAAGAGCGCCCGAUGCGCCCAUGUCAGCAAAAGGCGAGCAGUCGACAAUGCCAAAGCUCGCUGAUGUUUCGCCCGCCACGCGAUGGACCGGUGCCCAUGCUGUACCCGCGAACGAGGGGGUGGCGCAAUCGCUUCGCUUGGCCCCCUCAGAUGCCCAAGGACCAGGAUCUUGCCAGCGAGUCUGGAAGAUUGGAGCAAGGGCAGUGGAUUUGGACCUGCUGGAUGAGUGGGAAAGGGAGCGAAACGGUGGCGUGCGAUGGCAAGGCAGAGAUGCGCUCGAGAAGAGUCUCGGUGUCGAGCGCGAUGAUAACGAAGAGACAACAAAGCAAGGUCCGCCGCAGGACUCUCGAGCUGCAAACGAUUCCGCCGACGUCGCAACCCCGCGACGCACAGCGGGCAGGUUCAGACCGAGCGCUCAGCAAUGGGAUCCGUCGGUGAUGCUGCAAGACCCUGCUGCGAGCGGCGUCGCGCGACCCGCAUACGCCAUCAUUCUCCUCAACGCGCCCAUACACGCCGAUCAUCGUCGGACCUUUGAACGGCUCUGGAAUGGCGCGAAUUAUCGUGUCUGCGCGGAUGGAGGAGCGAAUAGAUUGCACGAAGCCUAUCGAGGCGGUGGCGAAUCGCGCGAGACGGUCUUGGAUCCCCAUGCGAUUCUGGGCGACUUGGACUCUCUGCACGCGCACGUGCGAGACUACUUUUCGUCCCUGGGCGUGGCGGUGCAUCAUCGACCUUCGCAGUACGCGACGGAUCUUCAAAAGUGCAUUCAGCACAUUGAGGAUGUGGAAGCGCUGUCUCGCAGCAAUGCCAGCGUACCAGGCACGACGAGCGAGGGGGAGAUGCAGCUCGUCAUCUUUGGCGGAUUGUCUGGUCGUUUGGAUCAGACGCUGCACACGAUCCACACGCUAUGGCUCUUGGCGCCGGGUGUGAGCAAUGGGAGGGGCGUGGAGGACCCGGAUGCUGCGGAAAGCGAUGAUCCCGAAAGAAGACGAGGAGGACGCUUGAAGAAGCGCAAAAGGACGUUUGUCGUAAGCGAGAAUAGCGUUGCUUGGGUCUUGCCGCAGGGCGAGCACGAGCUGCACCUCUCGCCCACAAUCUUGGGCAAGACGUGCGGCAUGCUGCCCAUCGGUGCUGGUCCGGUAGGCGUGCGCAUCGAGACGGAAGGGCUGGAAUGGGAUCUAGAUGGAACACAGAGGAGCGCGAUCGGCGGCUUUCUCUCCACCUCCAAUCAUGUGGCGCGAGCGCGAGUCAAGGUGCAGACGGAUGGGGAGUUCUGUUGGACCGUCGAGCUCCGCAAGGAUUCGGAGGGGGUGUGAGCU